AACACUGGAUAUUAUGAUCCGUAUGAUAAUGAUAAUAGUAGAUUUCUUGACCAGAGAGGAAAUACUAAUGUUGAUAACUCUUACAAUAAUAAGAAUGGAUAUGACAACCAAUUAGAAUAUGUUCAAAAUGACCAUCAACCGCAACAUAUUAAUUAUGAUGAUGGUGGUGGGGUAUAUCAUGAUCCUAGGAAUGGACUUAAUAAUAAUGAUCCGUAUUAUCCCACUAAUAAAUCUCCAGAUCCUGUUGGUAGUGCAUAUGAUGAUUCAGGGUAUUCUAUUCCUUAUAACAUGCCAUUACGAUCUAAUUCUCAAAAUCAAAAUUACGUCAAUCCUUAUACCGUCUCUUCUCAUGAACCAAAACCCCUUCAAUAUAGUUAUAACAGUCCUACACAUUAUCCUCCUUCUCCAGUAAACUAUCCAACUUCCCCAACUGUGCAAAUUCAACAUCCACAAGUUCUAUAUCGUGGUCAUACAGAUCCUUAUAGCGAAGGUACAACACCUAAAGAAAUGUUGCCAUCUGAUUAUUCUUCUAUGCCCUCAUCAACCCCUGGUCCCAAACCUCCAUCCAAUUAUGGUCAUGAGAAACCUUUUAGCCCGACUAGCGCGCUUUCUAGUAAACCUUUCAUCCCUGAAGAAGAAAAAAACGCAAAACCUGCUGCUGUUUUAUUAUGGGCACGUCCUCCAAAAGUUGAAUUCUUGGGCAUUGUUCCUUCACCUAAAGGUUUACCUCCUUAUGAAGCUAAGACUUCAGGAUUUGAUUUUAACUUUGGUUUAAAAAUUCAAGUUGAUAAUCCGAAUAUAGUUGGUGCAAAUUUCGAAAUGAUCCAAGCUACUGCAUUUUAUCCUGAGCAUUCUGAACCAAUUGGAGGCGGAAAUUUGACCAAUGUAGAAAUCUCAGCUAAAGGAAAAACUACCAUCGAAUUUCCAUUCUCUGUCAAUUAUGAUAAAGAUAUUGAUCCAGGAUUUGUUAUUCUUUUUGACAUUGCUCGAAAAUGUGGAUUAACUGGAGGAGCGAAAGAAAAAUUGGAAAUUGAUUAUAAAUUAACACUUACUAUCAAAGUUCUUUUAGUUACCAUAAAUCCAAGUUUUGAUAGGAAAGCUAUGAUUGAUUGUCCAAUUAAGGACGGACAAAUACCAAAUAUACCAGGAUUCGAUAUAGGUAAAGCUGCAAAAGAAUUUAAUAGUAAAAAGAGUAAGAGACAUUUAUCACCAAAACGACCUGAUUAUUAA
Molecule: messenger RNA, 1230 nt
Organism: Funneliformis mosseae
Lineage: Eukaryota; Fungi; Glomeromycota; Glomeromycetes; Glomerales; Glomeraceae
Source: the annotation of a GenBank genome assembly